AUGUGGUUGUUGCUCUCGCCCUCCAAAGCUGCUCAGAAGAGAAGAGAGGAGGAAGAGAGAAUGGAUGAGGGUGUGGAGCUGCGCAGUCGAGCCAAGGUGGAGAAGAGCGAGGGUAGAGCGGCAUCUGCAUCCCCUGAACCUGUCAUGGCUCGAUCCAGAAAACGAAGGAGGAUGGUGGAUUUGCAUGGCUCGGAGCCGCUCGACGAUCCGCCAACGUCACCCACGAUAGGAGAUAUGCUCAUGAGGAAGAACACCGAGCUUGCUUCACCUGGCGCUCCGCAACACGACUUCCAUCCAGCGUCUGCAUCCUCGCCAACUCUCAAGCCUCGCAUCGCGCACGCCUUGUCGCCUGGGCCAAGUCCCGGCUCGGGAGACCAGACAACAGGAAAGAAGCUCAAGCCUAGCGCAAUGCUAGAUGAUGAGAGCUUCAAUGGCGAUGAGCGCGAAGCGCAGGAAGAAGAGCUUCUCACCACCAAAGAUGUGCGGGAGAGUGCCACGGGACGCUCGCUGACAAGCUUCGCGACGCCUAAUGGGCCCGCCAUCUUCCGCACGCCUUCCAGCGCACCUCGUCUCUCUCUGACUUCCAAUGCAGUCUCACGCGCUCGCUUGAGCACGAGCACAAGCACCAACGCUAUCCAAGCAUCAUCGGCCAAGUCCCUCGACUUUUCAUCUGGCCCAUUCCCUUUUGACCUCUCGCCUGAUCUGCCUCUACCUCAGCACUACGCUACACUGCUGGCGCUUCAUUCGGCGCUUGAACAUGCGCUCGUCGCUCAUCUAGCUGUCAAAGGUCCCGGCGGAUCCAGCGAGGAUGCUACAUUCGCACCACUCUCUCCUCAACCCAACUUCGGGCGAUCCAAAUUGUCUCGAGAGGCCACAUCUGCGGCAGGCGACAGACGCGAUGCAGAGACAUCAAAGAUGAUCCGACUGCCUGGUCUGCUCACUUAUGGCGCUCUGAGACCCGUCGUGGAGCGCGCUUCCGGUCGUGACUUUACGCCUAGACAGUUGGCUUUGCUUGCUGCAAUCUGGAGCAUGGAUGAUGACGAGGCCAGCAGCAGCAACAAGUCUGGCGAUUCCUCCGAAGAAGCACAGCACAAGUCAGCAGGGAUCGGCCUGCUGCUGAGUCGCACGCGCACGCUGGAUGCUAGAGGACGAAAGUGUUGGGACUGGGCCGUCGGAAUCGAGAUGAUGCUGUGCAGGACCAAGGAAAGAGCUGCUACUCCUCCGCUUUCCCUACGGACCCCUUUCGUGUCAAGCUCGGCCCCUAGCACACCUCCCCAACGAUCUCGAGCUGAUUUCACAGACCACAGUCCCGCCUCGACGCUCGAUAACAGUCCCAAAAGACCAAGCAAAAGUCAACAGCUGAGCCCGAGCAAGGCGAGAGAGGGCAUGUCCAUCAUUGCACUCUGGAACAUGGGCUUGGAAGCGCGCAAGAAAGCGUUUAGGCAGAGACUGCUCGGCUUUGUGGCUAGGGCGCACAUGCGUUGGUUGGAAGGGGUGCGAAACGAAGAGGUGAAGGGCGAGGAACUUGAUGAAGGAGUGCUGCGAGCUUGGCACGACGACUUUCCCCUGCAACAAACACCGCUACCCACGCCUGCCACUCUGCCGGAACUCAAAGCGGCCAUCGGAAGUUCCGUCGCGCCUGGCAUGGACAUGCUCCGCUCGGGCAUGACGGGCGCUAGCGCGCACAGUCGAGCGGCGCCACAAAAGUCCACGCCAUCCCUGAUCCGCAAUGGUGCUUCGUCGUUGGUGCCAGGUCCUCUGCCUUUCGACGGUGCGAGUGCUGGCGGUACGAGUGCUGCAGCGUCGGCGAAGAAAAUGUCGCUAGAAGAGCGCAUACGAGCCAAAGAAGAAGCGAAGAGGGGCCGCUUGCAGGACAUUGCGCAGCGGAGUCGAUUGUUCGAUUCGCGCAGGAUGGGCGGAAAGAUGGAUGUGCCUAGUACACCUUCGAGCAGGGGCGGCGGAAGCGUCUUUGGUAGUCCUGGGCGCUCCGAGGCGGCUGAUGUGGAGGAGACCGGUGCGAGCGCAGGUGGGGUCCCUGUGGUAGAGGAGCAAGAGCUGGGCACGUCGAUGAAAAGGGAAGAGGGAUCCUUGCGCGCACUAGCAGCACCUUCGACAUCUGCCGAAUUGAUGGCGCACUUUGCUAGGCGAUCCACCUUGUCGCGUCUCGUUUCCAUCGCCGAAGGUCUAUGGUUGCUGUUCCUCGCCGGUUCCAACUCGACCUCGAGCGCAGGAGGCGGAAGUUUGACCUCGGCGACGCUAUCCACAAGCAGCAGAUCGGCAGCUUUGCCGAUGGAACAAGUGCUGGAAAGCGUGCGCAAGAGCUGUCCCAACUCCCUGAGCAGCAGUGAAGCCAAAGAAGCGCUGCAUCUCAUCCAACAGAUCGUACCGGGCUUUUUGAGCUGCUUGAACAGCGGACAGAGGCAGUGGGUCAGGUUGGAUAGGAAAAGGGGACUGGAGGAUGUGAGGAGGGCGGUAAGGCUAGAGUUGGAGAGGUGA
Molecule: messenger RNA, 2496 nt
Organism: Ceraceosorus guamensis
Lineage: Eukaryota; Fungi; Basidiomycota; Exobasidiomycetes; Ceraceosorales; Ceraceosoraceae
Exons: 2
Coding region: 1-2496 (831 amino acids)
Source: RefSeq, a predicted model, not a curated record